UAAUCAAUGAUGGCUUCAUCCUCAUCAAAGAAAAUCAGUGUGAAGUGCUCUGAUGGCAUGGUGUUGGAGGUGGACGAAACUUUGGUGAAUGCUUCUCCUACCAUGAAGUGCUUGGUGGAAGAAAAGUGUGGUGAAAGUAACAUUGUCAUCACCUUGCCAAACAUCUCCAGCAAAAUCUUGUCUAAGAUCAUUGAGUUUCUCAAGGUUGACUUGGAAAGUGAUGCGACUUUCAAUGAUGUUGGUGUUCAAUCUGUUGAUGUUGAUAGUAAGGCCCCUGAGAGUCUUACAAGUUUCAAUAACUUGAAACUAGAGUUCAUAAAAUUUGAUGCAAACACACUUCUAUACCUUGUCACGGCAACUCAUUAUCUCAAAAUUGAGAAAAUUUAUCAUUUGGGAUGCGUAGAAGCUGUGAGAAGAAUUAGGGAAAAUGCUGCGAAAUAGAUCUGCCAAAUUUUCAAGAUCAAUAAUGAUUUCACUCCUAAGAAAGAAGAGAAGAAUAAGAGAUUAUUGUUACCAUGUUUUUUUUAAGUUAUGUUUAACUAUCCAUCUUUCUGUAGCAAUGUGGAUAGUUAUGAUGUAUUUAGAGGACAAUCUUGCUAUAGAUCAAACUAAUAAAAUCCUCUAAACUCCUAUUGAUAUAUCAUAAUAAAAGAAUGCAUC
Cajanus cajan (pigeon pea) is the source of this 660-nucleotide messenger RNA. RefSeq names its product SKP1-like protein 1B. The record is from RefSeq and is a predicted model, not a curated record. NCBI's taxonomy places the organism in Eukaryota, Viridiplantae, Streptophyta, Magnoliopsida, Fabales, Fabaceae. Gene Ontology annotation, biological process: ubiquitin-dependent protein catabolic process.